Molecule: messenger RNA, 3765 nt
Organism: Centropristis striata (black sea bass)
Lineage: Eukaryota; Metazoa; Chordata; Actinopteri; Perciformes; Serranidae
Gene: prrt4b
Product: proline rich transmembrane protein 4b
Exons: 3
Coding region: 133-3291 (1052 amino acids)
Source: RefSeq, a predicted model, not a curated record
UGUGUCACUGUGUCCUGUGUGUUCUUGUCUUUUAGGCCAUUUCUUGCCGGACAGCCAGCCAGCCAAACCCGCCUCAGGGAGCAGGAGAAUGGAGAACAACAUGUGACGGAUCCGUGCGCCACCGUCGACAGCAUGCUUUGCCUCCUCCGGACCUUGGCUUUCUUCUUCUGGUGUUUUUUGCUACUUCACAGGCAGGCUGCGGCUGACGAAGAAGCCGUUCCGUUCCAGGGAACGACUCCACCAAGAGAAAAUCCACCUGAAAACAAACAAAGCUCUUUCCCUUGGUGGAAGCCGUCUCUGCCAAACAGCCUUUCCCUCCCCUCACUGUCGUCGUUUAGAAUCCCCUUUUAUGGGAGUUUGGGUGGUAACAGUGAGGCUGCUGCGUUGACGACGAUUGCCAAAGGGCUGAUAGAACCGACCCAAGACCUGCAAGACAGCUUGGGUUCAGGGGACGAGAGCAAUUCUGAAGCCUUUGAUUCAUCCACCACUUUGACUCAAGGGCUCCUCAGCAGCGUGGCAAACAUAAGAACAGAAUCAGAAUCAGAUUCUCCACACAGCAGCAUAGCAAGCAAUGACAAUGACGCUCUUGUUUCAGACUCUCCCACUAGCAGAAACACUCUGUUCACCAACAGUCCCACCAGCACAAGCACUCCUGAACAAAAUGCAACACAUACCCUCCCACCGAGCAUGGCUGCCACCACACAACACCUCCCAGAGGAGCUCACGGAUAAAGACGAGGCUGGAGGUUUUACAGAAACGAUCUCUUUGACGAUAGCGCCAGAGACGACGGUCCCCACUGCUUUGACGUGGGCAGCAGCCCAAACCACAACACCAACCACAGGAGUUGUGGAGGCCACACUGACCAGCAGGCUCCCUCUGGGGCCUGGUACUCCUCUUACAGAAACCACGUUUGUCAGAAAACCACAACACUCCACUGGGAGUGUACCCACGAUGACGGAAACUCACCCCACUCAGAGUGAGGCUGCUCUGGGCUCCUCCGAGGCGGGAGGAACCACCACCGCCAUGGAAACUGUCGAUGAAAAACUAGUGCCGGGAUCCAUGGAGAGCACAACUCAGAGCCAAAGGGUUAACGUCCCAAUAGCAGGAGAGCGGCCGGGCAACGAGGAGGAGGAUCAGGAGGCGGAGGAAGGUGUGGUUCCCUCAGCUGACUCCAGGUUGGCAGAUAUUUCAACACCAUUCGCUAAGCUGCUGCUAACAACAUCACCACCACAGAGCACAGAAACUCCCCAUAUUCCCGUGUACACAGACGACUGGACGCCCAUCCUGGCGGACAGCGACGCCACCUUCCUUCCAGACUGCAAUAAAGAGCGAACCGGGAUCUGCAACCUCUCCAACACCUGGGACUCCACGACUCCAUCGGACGUCAGGCCAACAGAAAACACCACUGCCACCAACCAAUCAUCAUUCGACCCCUUCCUGAUCCCGGCUCCGCCCAUGUUGGUGCCGCUGUACACCGACUGGAACAGUGCCAUGGCCGCCUGGGGCCUGGCCUGGGAGGCUCAUGUUUACGGCGCUGGGUGCGUCUUUGCGAUGCUAACGCUAGCUUCUGCGCUCAACCUGCUCUGCUUGCCUCUACGGUGCCCAUCUGGAUGUGGCUACUUCGCCCUGGUUAGCCUGUUUCUGCUAGCUGCUGGUUGCACCAGGUCUUUCUCGCUGCUGUACGACGCUUACGGCCACCAGGACCGCCUCCCCUCUGCAGAGGCCUCAUUGAUACUCUACGAAGCACCCUUCCCCUGCUUGACCGCAGCAUUCGGCCUGGUUUUCCUUCUCCUCUCGAUGCGCUCAAGAAUGCAGCUUUCCUACUCGGCUUUCCAGAGACCCUGUUUCCUGGCCUGCCUGGUCGUCCUGCACUUCGGUGCAGCAUUCGGACCGGUGACGUUACUAAAGUUCUACCAGCAAAAGCCUCCCAUUUGCCUCUUUCUUUCACUCAUCUCCCGCGGAGCCUUCGUAGCACUGGCCACAUUCCUAUCUGCUGCCUAUUUUGUGUUCUACAUCUACGUGCGGGCAGAUUCAAAACACAUCUACCACCUUAAUAACACGUCGCCAACACCUGCUGAGCGAUACAACCGAUGCCCCUUUGCGGAGAGCCGGGACUGGGACCGUGCAGCUGUAACCGUCUGUAUUUCAGCCUUGUUUUGUUUAGCAUGUGCAGGAUUGCAGUUGUAUGCAAUGCUAAAUGCUAUGGGUCUUGCAGGUGGAGAGGAGGUCUUCCACCCGUGGCCUUGGUGGGCGUUUCAGUUUAGUUGCAGACUGUGUGAGCUCGGGGUUUGUCUCACCUUAGCCUUGGUGGUUGCACAACCAGUCUACUGCUCUGACCACCUCCCAGCUGCAGGGAGCUGCUGGACUGAGCUGUUGGCAACCAAGUCACCCAUCUUGCCUGGGAGCUACCAGUGGACCCUGAGCCAGCAGGAGAAGCUCGCAAUCGUUGAUACCGUCGGGCUUGGAGAGACGGAGAGCCUUCCUCUUUACACUCUGAUGGACGACAGGCUUGGUAGCAGUUUGAACGGCCUGGAUCUCCUCUACCACAGCAACCGGGCCUUGGCAUACCGAGACCUGGACUUGGAUUUGGACUUACAGGGUUCAAGAAAACCUGAGGAUGGAGGAGGAGGCGGCGAGCCCUCAGGUGGUUCCUCGUUUACCAGCGACUCCACGGCAGACUUGCGGCCACCUUCACCGAUCAACCUGCGCCGCAGCAUCGACGAGGCCCUCUUCAGUGAUUCCCUCUUCCCCAUGAGCCUCUUCAGCCCCUCCAGGCCUCUUCGCUGCAGCGAUCUAUCCAUAAACAACCACUGCGGGCUGCCAAGCAACGGCCUGUGUGACCCUCUCUCAGCUGACCCCGGCCUUUAUCGGACCUCUUCCUGCGUUGAGAUGGCGUCCCAACUCCAACCCCAGCCCCCUGGCACCCAAACCCAAGGUGACACUAUUGUAGGUGCACCUCCAUCUCCCUCCCUGUCCUCUUCCUCCAGCUGUUCGUCCCCUGAACGUUGGAGGAACAGCUCUUCAUCUUGUUCCCUCUACCGAGAAUCUUUUGGAGGCUCCUCACUGGUGCUCUGCCCAAGCCCGGAAAGACACGCUCAGCAGGGUCUCCAGCAAGGCCAUGUGGCAUCCUCUGACCCACAGAGGCACUAUCAUACUCUGGGUGCAGCCUCACAAGAAAGCCUGGACCUGGACAUGUCGUCUGAGGCGGACCGAUCCGUGCAGGAGGAGUUCAUCAGUGUUUGCAGACAAAUCGAUGCUUUGAGCAUCUGCAGCGAAACUAUUGAUUUAUAAAAAGGACAGUGUGGUCAAACAAGGGUGACACAGAGGACUUAUUAAGAAGGAUGUCCGGAAGGUGACUGUCAAGGUCUUUUACAGCCUGUUUGGGACAACAUGGUCUCACAGAAAUCCGUGAAAUAGCCACGGAUUUCCAUUAACUCAAAAUCCGUGGAAUAGCCACGGAAUCGCUCAAAUUUCCGUGAAACUGACACGGAUUUCGCUACAAUGCAAGUUAAUGACAGUCAUAUUUUUCUGGCGAGAUCUUCACCACAAAGUGAUUAUGAACAUUCACUGAGUGAAUAUUUAGAAAAUAAAACAUAUAUUUCUCGCUAGAAAUGUGAUCAAAAUCCAUUUUUAUGCAGAAACAAAGUCAAAAUAUUGAUUUUUUUUCACUAAAAAUGAGAGAACUGUCCGCCAUGUUUUUUGUUUUGACCGCCGGAACCUUGAAAGUCACGUGACUUGGAACAAACCAAUAACCACGGGAUAUGA